This is a messenger RNA of Musa acuminata AAA Group (dessert banana), 809 nucleotides long. Its product is annotated as calmodulin-3. Gene Ontology annotation, molecular function: calcium ion binding. The coding region runs from base 113 to 562 and encodes 149 amino acids. The record is from RefSeq and is a predicted model, not a curated record. The transcript is spliced from 2 exons. Lineage: Eukaryota; Viridiplantae; Streptophyta; Magnoliopsida; Zingiberales; Musaceae.
AAAUACGCGUCCUUCUUCCAUUUCCGAUCUGCACGCAAAUCCUUCGCUUUGCUUCGCUCUCUCGCUCUCUCGCUUUUGCGAUCUACUCUAGAGGGGACAAAAAGGAUCAACGAUGGCGGAGCAGUUGACGGACGACCAGAUCGCGGAGUUCAAGGAGGCCUUCAGCCUCUUCGACAAGGAUGGAGACGGUUGCAUCACGACCAAGGAGCUCGGAACUGUGAUGCGAUCACUGGGACAGAAUCCUACAGAGGCAGAGCUACAGGACAUGAUCAAUGAGGUUGAUGCAGAUGGCAAUGGAACUAUUGAUUUUCCAGAGUUCUUAAAUCUGAUGGCACGCAAGAUGAAGGACACCGACUCAGAGGAGGAACUUAGGGAGGCUUUCCGAGUGUUUGACAAGGAUCAGAAUGGGUUCAUCUCAGCAGCUGAGCUUCGUCAUGUCAUGACCAAUCUCGGAGAGAAGCUGACUGAUGAGGAGGUUGAUGAGAUGAUUCGUGAAGCUGAUGUUGAUGGUGAUGGUCAGAUCAACUAUGACGAGUUUGUCAAAGUCAUGAUGGCCAAGUGAGGAUAAAUGACUUUCAUGUAAAAAAAUCUGGACCUUUCUAUGGCAGAUAAGUAGUGUUAUGUAAUUUUCUGCACGUCCCGCCUCGUCAGACAUAGCUAUUUGGUUAUCUGUAGUUGUGAGAUCCGUCGACAAUUAUUUUCUUCUUGCUUUGUUGACUGUUUUAUCUUUGCACCAUCACUACUGUUAUUUGAUGCUUUCGGUUAUCUUGUUUGAGCUUGAACUUUUAUAUCGAUUGUUCUUUUUAUUA